This is a messenger RNA of Saimiri boliviensis boliviensis (Bolivian squirrel monkey), 1734 nucleotides long. RefSeq names its product dual specificity phosphatase 2 (gene DUSP2). Gene Ontology annotation, molecular function: MAP kinase tyrosine/serine/threonine phosphatase activity. Gene Ontology annotation, biological process: protein dephosphorylation; negative regulation of MAPK cascade; endoderm formation. The record is from RefSeq and is a predicted model, not a curated record. Gene Ontology annotation, cellular component: nucleus; cytoplasm. NCBI's taxonomy places the organism in Eukaryota, Metazoa, Chordata, Mammalia, Primates, Cebidae.
UAACCCAGGCUGUUGCAGAGGGUGCCUGGAGCUGACCAACCGCUCGGGCAGCGCCACCGCCACGAGAGCUCGGGACGCGGGGAAUAGCGGCAGGAAGAGGAAGAGGCACCAGUGGUCAUGGGGCUGGAGGCGGCGCGCGAGCUAGAGUGCGCGGCGCUGGGCGCGCUGCUUCGAGAGCCGCGGGAGGCGGAGCGCACGCUGCUGCUGGACUGCCGCCCCUUCCUGGCCUUCUGCCGGCGCCACGUGCGCACCGCGCGACCGGUGCCCUGGAAUGCGCUGCUGCGGCGCCGCGCCCGCGGCCCUCCUGCCGCUGCCCUCUCCUGCCUGCUGCCCGACCGCGCGCUGCGGGCGCGCCUGGACCGCGGGGAGCUAGCGUGGGCUGUGGUGCUGGACGAGGGCAGCCCCUCGGUGGCGGAGCUCCGGCCCGACAGCCCGGCCCACAUGCUGCUAACCGCGCUGCUGCACGAGACCCGCGCGGGGUCCACAGCCGUGUGCUUCCUGCGAGGAGGCUUCGACGGCUUCCAGGCCUGCUGUCCGGAUCUGUGUUCAGAGGCCCCCGCUCCUGCGCAGCCGCCAGUAGGGGACGAAACCAGUCGCUCAAACCCCAGGGCUCCCUUCUAUGACCAAGGUGGCCCUGUGGAGAUCUUGCCUUACCUAUUCCUGGGCAGCUGCAGCCACUCGUCAGACCUGCAGGGGUUGCAGGCCUGUGGCAUCACAGCCGUCCUCAACGUGUCCGCCAGCUGCCCCAACCACUUUGAGGGCCUUUUCCGCUACAAGAGUAUCCCUGUGGAGGACAACCACAUGGUGGAGAUCAGCGCCUGGUUCCAGGAGGCCAUAGGUUUCAUUGACUGGGUGAAGAACAGUGGAGGCCGGGUGCUGGUGCACUGCCAGGCGGGCAUCUCACGCUCCGCCACCAUCUGCCUGGCAUACCUCAUGCAGAGUCGCCGUGUGCGGCUAGACGAGGCCUUUGACUUCGUUAAGCAGCGCCGGGGGGUCAUCUCCCCCAACUUUAGUUUCAUGGGGCAGCUGCUGCAGUUUGAGACCCAGGUGCUGUGUCACUGAGGUGGCACCCCUCUGCCUGCCUGCCUUGCUGCUCUGGCUCUCCCUGGUUCCUGGGGGAGCUGACUGCGGACUGGUGGGCUCCCCUCUGAGCCAGUACAGACCCCUCACCUCUGGGAAGGCUGCUGCCUCCUCAGAGGUUGAGGAGCCCCCACAUGGGGGCUCUAGGAAUGCUGGCAUGCUGGCCUUUUCAACCUGGUGCUCUUCUGCUGGGGGAAUGAGGCUGGUCCUCAUUCGGGGGUUGGGAACUGAGGUUGUGUCUGCUCUCUCCCACCCCAUCUUCUGGCAGAAAACAACCGCACUCUACGCUGUGGACUCUCCCUAGUCCACCACUAUGUUGAAGCCCUUGGGAGCCUGAGAGCUCCAAGGAACAAGCUGUGACAACCAGGAGCCCUGUCUUGGGGGGUGGUCCGCCCGGGGCCUGGAGCCUAAGCCCUGUGUUCCUGGGGGAGCUGGGGACUUGGGAAGUGAUGAGUGUGUCAUGUUGCACGUGUCCUCUGUGAGCCUUCCGCACCUGUGCUGGUGCUGGAAAGUUAUUUGUGCUCUGCUGACAUUUAACACUCCCUCCCCCGCUUCCUCCUAGCUCUGUGGGCAGGGGUUGGAAACUUAGCACUUUAUAUUUAUACAGAACAUUGAGGAUGUGUCAAUAAAAUAUUGUUUUGUUUAAAAAAACAA